Messenger RNA from Aspergillus uvarum CBS 121591, 1067 nucleotides. RefSeq lists its product as uncharacterized. The record is from RefSeq and is a predicted model, not a curated record. NCBI's taxonomy places the organism in Eukaryota, Fungi, Ascomycota, Eurotiomycetes, Eurotiales, Aspergillaceae. The coding region runs from base 107 to 655 and encodes 182 amino acids. The transcript is spliced from 2 exons.
CUCAAGCAUUCGAUUAUAACUACAACUCCUACAUUGACACAUCGAUGGAAGUCCCUCCUGCUCACUGACAACACUGACCAUACACACAAAUCCCAGUAUCCGCAGCAUGUACGAAUCCUACCGCCCUCAUCCCCUCCUAGCCCAAGUCCCCUUGACCGUCUCCCCUUUCAUCAACCUCCCCACCACCGUCACCCUCCCCUACACCUACAAAUCGGUCCCAUCCACCAUCCCGCCCUCCGUCACCGUCGACCCCAGUAACCCGGACCUCAGACCCCGCUACGUAGUCUCUUCGAGCGGGGAGCACGCCGCCUCCCCGGAGGAGAUCCUCGCCGCGUGCAACGCCCUAGAGCAGCACCUGAACAAGACCCGCCGCGACGCCGAGAAAGCCAUCCGCGACUGGGAGGAGUCCAUCGUGCAGCGCGACCUGGCGGAGAAGCGACGCGUGGCGCCCGGAUGGCUGGACCGGGAGGAGAAGCUCCUGCGGCCGAUGAACGCGGCCGCCGGGUCGGGGUCACCCGAGGGAGGAGCAGCGCAGUCGAGCUUGCUGGACAGCCUAUCCGCUGCGGAUCCGGGAGCGGCUGCUCUGCCAUCGAUGGUGCCGCGCGAUGAGGGAGAGGAGCUGGAUAGGGCGUUUGGGGGGUUGAAUGUGAAAUGAGCGGGGGCAACAUCUGCUUGGGCUUGGGCUUGGGCUUGGGCUUGGGCUUGUUAGGCCAUGAGCUUAUCAUGCUCAUGUGACAAGGACUCUAUCUCCUAGAAGAUACGCGCUUCGAAUUGGCGCUGUCGGUGUGCCAUGGGUGCUGCACGCGCAAGAUGGGCCAUGCAGAGAGGGCCCCUUGCUGGACCGCGGCACGUCAGACCAGACGACGAAGGCUCGCAUCAACACGCCGUCGUGUUUGGAACUGAGGCUCCAAGUAAACAGCCCGAACUAUGCUAUAUGCGGCGCGUCUUGCAUGAGCGUGAGACAGAGUGAAAGAAUGACUAGGGCCCCUCAGCGUUGGGGACAGUGCAGGAUUGUUAUAGAAGGCAGUAGACAGAGACAAACAAUUCAAGCUACUAUCAAGCUACGC